Molecule: messenger RNA, 3052 nt
Organism: Corticium candelabrum
Lineage: Eukaryota; Metazoa; Porifera; Homoscleromorpha; Homosclerophorida; Plakinidae
Exons: 4
Coding region: 10-2880 (956 amino acids)
Source: RefSeq, a predicted model, not a curated record
CAACAAAAGAUGGCCAAGACUUACAGUCCGUUUAUAGGAUUUUGCUUCAUUAUAAACGUAAUCGUUGGGACUGGGUUUCUCGGUGUUCCCUACGUCUUUUGGCAUUUGGGGAUCAUUGCUGGAAUAUUACUUCUAGUCAUUAUUUCUUAUUUCAUCACGUUCCCCGCGUUGUGGACCUUGGAAGUUAUGGCAAGAGCACAGGCUUUAGAAUCGCAAGCUAGUAGUAUUCAAGAAAGUGUUAGAAAAUCUCCUCCAUUUCAAAUAUCUACUGCAAGGCGUUUUGAAGUGAGAGAGCUUUGCUCAAUUUUUCUGGGCAAACGUGUGGGUAGUUUGUACCUGGCCAUUUUGGUUUUUUAUCUAUGGCUUGCUCUGUGGGUGAAUGCACCAAUUGCAGGCUCGGCAUGGUCUACCCUACUUCCACUGAACUUUGGUGUAUUUGAACAAUGCACACAACAGGAUUUUAUUGGAAAAUAUCGCCCUGAAAAUGGCUGCUGGAACUCGUAUGCUCUUUGUGUUGUCUUCUUCGGCAUCAUCGUUGUUCCCAUUUCGUGCUUAGAUAUCAAAGAGCAGGAGUUAUUUCAAGUUGUUAUGUCUUUUCUAAGAUUUGUUCUAAUUGGUGGAUUGGUUCUUUACUCAUUUGCUGCAGAGGUGAGUGGCUUUCAUCCCGGUGCUUCAUUGGGUGAUUCAGAGGUAAUAUCAGAGUCACAUGUACGUUGGACAAAGUUCAAUGUGGAUGGUCUGCUUGCUGCAUUACCUGUUGUUGUGUAUGCACAAUUUCUACAUAUUGCCAUACCAACGAUCGCUCAACCCAUUUCGGAUAAGACAAAACUCGUAUGGGUGAUUUCUUUGGUUUUCGCAACUACGACUAGUCUGUAUGGUCUAUUGGGUUUGACAGUUGCCAUACAUCACAAAGAUGCGAUCAACGAAGUGUGUACACUGAAUUGGAUGAGUCUUAUAUCGCACAAGAGCUUGUUACUGCGGACUUUUGCAUACUUUAUUGUACUUUUUCCGUCUAUCGAUGUCUGUUCGGUCUAUCCGUUGACUGUGAUCGUGCUGUCCAACAACGUGGAGUACUUGAUAACAGGAGAUGCAAGGAAACCUUCGGGUCGUGUCACUCGAACAGUUCAUCGACUAUUCUGGGCAGUGACGCCACUCGUCGGGGCAUUCUACUUGUCAAACAUUGUUGAGCUGACCAGGUAUGCUGGAUUGCUAGCCUUUCUUGUUGCUUUCUGGUUUCCUGCUGCUCUACAAUUUAAAUCCAAGCAGGUCUGCUAUAGAGUUUUUGGUCACAGCAAUACUCUCUACUCAUCAUGGUAUAGCACUACAUUGUAUAUCAAAACCGUAUUUACUAUAGGAGUCAUUGUAACUACAGUCACACUUUUAGGACUUUUGCUUUCUAGUAGAAUGUCUGUCGGAUGUCACGUGGGAAUGGACUCUCUUAGUGCUUCAAUGUCGGGUGCUCAUCGCGAAGUGGUGAGAACGUACAGUCCUUUCGUUGGAUUUUGCUUCAUCAUCAACUACAUUGUGGGGACCGGCUUUUUGGGUAUUCCCUACAUCUUUUGGCACACUGGAAUCGUAGCCGGUGUUAUGACGUUGACGGCUGUGUCACACUUCAUUACCUUUCCUGCUCUGUGGACGCUUGAAGUCAUGGCGAGAGCUCCGGCGUAUGUCGAGAGACAAGAGUCGAUUCAGGGAAAAGAAAGAGACGAAAGUCGGUCUCCAACAUUCGAAAUAGGUACUAACAGACGGUUUGAAGUCAGUGAACUGUGUCGAAUCUUUCUUGGCAAAUACGGUGGUGCAGUUUACCUUGGGAUGGUUCUUGUCUACUUAUGGAUCUCUCAGUGGUUGACAGCGCCGGUAGCCGGAACUGCAUGGGCCAGCCUACUUCCUUUGGAUACUGGCGUGUUUCGUCAGUGUAUCAACGACGAAUUCAAGAACGUCAAUCAUCCCAGUGAUGGUUGCUGGAAUUCGUAUGCUCUUUGUGUUCUUUUCUUCGGUGUCAUCGUCGUUCCCAUCUCGUGUCUCGACAUCAAGGAGCAGGAGAUAUUUCAAGUGUUCAUGGCCAUGAUGAGAUUCGUUCUUAUAUUUUGUAUUGUUAUAUACUCCAUUGCUAAAGAGGCUGUCGACUCGAGUGGUGAACAUCAUGGAAACAAAACGGUGGAUACACGUCCUUCUGUUCCAUAUUUUGGCUUCAACCACAAUGGCUUUCUCGCUGCUAUUCCUGUUAUAGUCUACGCCCAGAUGCUACACUUGGCAAUCCCGACUCUGACUCAACCAAUUUUGAACAAACGCCGUUUGGUUCGAUUAUACUUUGCUGUCUUUAUAACGACGAGUCUCAUUUAUGGUACGUUGGGAGUCACGGUCGCUAUAUACCAACGAGACAACAUCAAUGAAGUCUGCACAUUGAAUUGGGAGGGUCUCACCAAGGCCGGCAAUAUAGGAAUUCGUAUAUUGUCAUAUUUUAUUGUACUCUUUCCGUCAUUCGAUGUGUGUUCUGCCUAUCCGUUGACUGUCAUUGUGAUGGCAAAUAUGGUUGAUUACUUGAUCACCGGCGAUGCCAGUAAGGUACCGGAUCGUCUGACUCGCACCGUGCAUCGGUUCUUUUGGGCCGUCACUCCUCUAAUUGGAGGCGUCUACUUGUCUGACAUCGUCGUGCUGGACAAGUACAGCGGUCUGUUGGCGUUCUUUGUCGCAUUCUGGUUUCCAGCUAUUCUUCAGUAUCGUUCUCAGAAGCUGUGUCGUGACGUGUUUGGCUACAGCGACACUCCCUAUUCAUCCUGGUGGAGCAGACUACCAUUUGUGAUUGGUGUCUUUGUCAUUGGAGUUGCUGUUACGAUAGCAACAGUUGUUGGAUUUUUUCUUCCGGGCACUUUGUCGUGAUUAAUUUUAUCAUAUUUUGUGUGUGCUUUGCUCUUUAUGGUCUGUUGAGUUGUGGUCAUUAAUUGCUUCUAGAAAUGUCACUGUAAAUGGUAGCUGAAGAGUCAGCUGUGGUAUAUAUGGAUUUAUACCAGAUUUAGAUGUAGCACAAACGCUUUUUGCUAAUAAAAGAGAG